Messenger RNA from Alternaria atra, 855 nucleotides. RefSeq lists its product as uncharacterized. The transcript has a single exon. Gene Ontology annotation, cellular component: intracellular membrane-bounded organelle. Bases 1 to 855 code for a protein of 284 amino acids. NCBI's taxonomy places the organism in Eukaryota, Fungi, Ascomycota, Dothideomycetes, Pleosporales, Pleosporaceae. Gene Ontology annotation, biological process: pentose-phosphate shunt, non-oxidative branch; D-ribose metabolic process. The record is from RefSeq and is a predicted model, not a curated record. Gene Ontology annotation, molecular function: ribose-5-phosphate isomerase activity.
AUGACCGACACAACCGUUGAAGCCGCAAAGCGCGCUGCCGCACACCAAGCAGUAGCGGAUCAUUUCGAUCCAGCAGCCACCCACGUUGGAAUUGGCUCCGGAACAACCAUUGUAUACGUCGUCGAAGCCAUCAAGGAGCGCUCCACGAAUCCCAACAUCCUCUUCGUACCCACAGGCUACCAAUCGCGCCAACUCGUAGUCAACGCCGGCCUAACUGCCAUCUCCUUCGACAGUCUCCCCGAUCACGUAAUGCUCGAUGUCGCUUUCGAUGGAGCCGACGAGGUCGAUUCGGAACUCAACUGCAUAAAAGGAGGAGGUGCAUGCCUGUUUCAAGAAAAGCUAGUCGCUGAGCGCGCCAAGAAGUUUGUUUGUGUCGCAGACUACAGGAAGAGACAAGAUCGUCUGUUGACCAACUGGCCAACGAUACCAAUCGAGGUUGCGCCGCUGUCUCAGCUCAAGGUCGCUGCUGCGCUUAAGAUGCUUGGUUCAACGGGUCCUAAGCUAAGGACUACGCUACUCGAGAAGUCUGGGCCCCUGAAAACGGAUCAGGACUUUUACAUUAUCGAUGCCCCGUUCCCCGCACUGCUCACUUCCGCCGACGUCGCAGCUGGCAAAGGCAAGGGCGACGGAACAGAUGGUACAUGGGAGGUCAACACUAUCAGCAAGGCGAUCAAGGGCUUGACUGGUGUAUUGGAGGUUGGCAUCUUUUCUGGUCUCAACGGAAUCGAUGCGCAGCAACUUCGCGAGCAGGAUCAGUUGACCAAGACCGUACGGGGUGGUCAGAAGCCUGUCGCUGUCUACUUUGGCAUGGAGGAUGGAAGCGUCAAGAUGCGGACAAUCGAGGGAGAGAAAUAG